Stegodyphus dumicola is the source of this 3164-nucleotide messenger RNA. RefSeq names its product vitamin D 25-hydroxylase-like. Gene Ontology annotation, cellular component: cytoplasm; intracellular membrane-bounded organelle. NCBI's taxonomy places the organism in Eukaryota, Metazoa, Arthropoda, Arachnida, Araneae, Eresidae. Gene Ontology annotation, molecular function: oxidoreductase activity, acting on paired donors, with incorporation or reduction of molecular oxygen, reduced flavin or flavoprotein as one donor, and incorporation of one atom of oxygen; heme binding; iron ion binding. The record is from RefSeq and is a predicted model, not a curated record. Gene Ontology annotation, biological process: xenobiotic metabolic process.
UCAAACUGGAGCCAGUGAUCGUAAAUUUGCGAAAUGCUUGAGUCUCAUCAAAUAUUCCGUUAACGACCGAAUAGUCGGAAAUUAUCUUCACAAAAAUGUAAACACCAGAGAAAAAAAAAUGGCAUAAAAAAUGUAGCAGCUUCCAGUAAAUUCGACAUGUAUAAAUUAUGACCUGUCUCAGUUACUUGUUAUUCCGGACGUAUGGAAACGUUUUUGAGUGAUUACGUGCGCAUAUGAAAUGUGUACAAAAGACGAUAAAGUUGAUGGCUUGCACAUUUAUUUGAGUCUUUAGCCCUUCAGCAUUUCGAGUAUUUUUAAUUUGAUAUGCAGUCGCUUUAAACAAUGAAGUCUACAGCCAUAAUGGUAACUGCUUCUAUGAUUGCUAUGGUUUUAUACUGGAUGUUUUUAUCUAAAGGAGGAAGAAUGCCUCCUGGUCCUAUUGGACUUCCUUUUGUUGGUUAUCUUCCAUUUCUUACCUCCGAGCCUCAUCUUGAUUUCCAAAAUCUUUCAAAAAUAUAUGGACCAGUAUUCAGUGUGCGCUUAGGAAGCAAAUAUGUGAUUGUUCUGAAUGAUUUUUCAUCUAUUAAAUAUGUCUUUUCCUACGAAGAUUUUGUGAAAAAGCCUUCAGAAUGUUCAUAUGAUCUGAGGAGACACUCUGUAGGUCCGUUCGCUAAAACUGAAGAUUAUGUGAGCAUCCUUAUGUACUGUUGCACAUCUUUCGAGUAUUUCUGCACACUUGAUAUUUCCCAUUUCUUAGAAUUUUACAGAAUGUCAGAAAUAAGUGCUUUACCAGUUGAAGAAUGGAAGUUUUUUCUCCAAAUACUUCGGCAAUUCGAUUUAAGCAGAACUCUGUUGUUUGAAAAGUACAUCAGGGAUGAGCUUACUGGCUUGUUGCUUUUGAUGCAAAGAAUGGAAGGUCGUCCUUUUCUAACGAAACCUUUGCUGUCUCGGAGUAUUUCAAAAAGCAUUGCUUUAACAAUGUUUGGCGGAAAACUGCCGUACACCGAUAUUGCAUCCAUCGAAACAGUUUCAGUUUUGAGAGAAACUGAAAGAUUAGUGAGCCAGAAAAGUUGGCAAUCAUUCUUUCCUUGGAUGAAGAUAAUUCCGCAAAUUCUUGAUGUGGAGAAAGGAAUUGAAUUGAGGAAAUUUCAGGAUCGCCUACAAUUUUUCAUCUUUCAAGAAAUCGAGAAAAAUGAGAAGAAUUCGGAUGCUAAUAGUAUUCAUGGUUUCAUCGACUUUUAUUUAUUGGAAAUUCAGAAAAGUGUAAAUCAUUCAUCAUGUAGCAAAUUUAAAUUUGAUCUUUUUCUAGAAAAAUUUCUACAGGAUGUCAUGAAGUCAAUUUUCAGUGCAGGAAAUGAAUUUGUGCGAAUUACGGUGGAUUGGUUACUGCUGAUUAUGGCUGCUUAUCCUGAAAUGCAAAGGAAAAUCCACUUGGAAAUCGAUGAAAUAAUUGGCAGAAGUCAUUUUCCACGGAUAUUUGAUUACAGCAGGAUGCCUUUCACGAAUGCCGUUAUCAUGGAAGUCAUGAGAUGGAGAACAAUUUCACCCUUAGGAAUCAUCCCAGGCAUUCAUGAUGACUUGGAAGUAAAUGGCUAUUUUAUACCCAAGGAUUCCUGGGUGGUUUUAAAUUUGUGGGCUGUUCAUCAUAGCCAUGAAUAUUGGAGUGGAGAUCCAGAUGUCUUUAGACCUGAACGAUUUUUAACGGAAGACAGGAAAUACGUUUUAAAGAAAGACUAUUUUAUUCCAUUUUCAAUGGGUAACAAAUCCUGUCCAGGAAAGAAUCUUGCAACUGCGGAAACAUUUCUGUACUUUACUGCCAUCCUCCAGAAAUUCACUCUGAGUUUGCCACUUGGUAAAGAUGCCGAUCUAAAUGGACGACUUCAUCUGGGCUUAGAACCCAUUCAACAAAAACUGAUAUUUAGGCAACGAGGAUGAAUACGAGUGCUGCUAUGAGAAUUUCCUAGAAAGUGUUUUACUUACAUAAUACAGGGUGAUCAUAAAAUCAUUGUGCACAUAAUGAUAAAAUUGCAAAAUAAAGUUAUUUAUUUGCACUAGAUGUUGAAAUGGCUGCCAUACACUUCCAGACACAUACUGACAUGCUGGGUCUUAUUCCUGAACUUCCAUAGAUUAUUGUACAAACCUUUAUGUGUCCCUUAGUGACAGUCUUCAGUUUAUUCAGUGUUCGGCGUUUGCCCCAUUAUGCAAUAGAUUUCACUACCUCUCAUCGAUAUAAAAGUAGUCUGAGAAAUAAUUUGGAUGAAAGGUUCAGCUCUAAAUAUUUCUACUAUUAAUCUUGCCUUGCAAGACUAAUCUUGCUAAAUAUAGCUAUAAAAGGAAACAUGUGUUGCCAAUAUUUUUUUGAGUUCAUUCUUUUUGAAAUUCCAAUUAAGAAAGAGUAUCGAUAAUGCAAUGCAUGAUGUGCACAAUAACAUAUUACUCACCCUGUAUUCUACAUAACUUUCUGUUAAGAUUAUAAAAAUGAUGAAAAGAUUAUUCAUGUUGUCAAAUUUAAAUUAGCAUAAUGUUAGGCUAAGAUUUUGAGACUAGUGAAAAUGGAUAACAUCACUGGAUAGCAUUAAAAUAUUUUAAUGAAGAAUAGUUAAUAUUUUUUAUUAAUUAGAAUUAAAAUUUUGUGCUUUAUAGUCUGAUUUAAAACACGAAACUUUCUGAACAUCGUAACUUGGAAAGCAUAUUAACUGGGAUCUAUGUUUUUGAAUUAUCAUAUAAAAAUAAAUAAAUGUCCUCUUGUAGUGCAUCAAUGGCGAAUGAUAUGAUAUUUUAGCUUUUCAUUUGCAUUCUACAAUGUCAUUAUAGUUAGGAAUAUUGCAUUAUCACUCAGCAUACAGCAAUUACUCAAUAUGUAGAGAAACUAAGUUCGUUAUAUUUGGAGCAGACUUUUAGUUAAUUACAUAACAAUCUUCAAUUUUGAGUGAGAAAGUAAACAUAUUUAAAUUAAUAUAUGCUUAUAGAUUUCAGAAAGAAAAGUUUAUAGAGUGACUAUAUUUUCCAGAAUGUUUUAACGACGAUUGACUGUUUAGUAGUUGAAUUUGACUGAUAAAUUAAAAGUAAAAUUAAUUUCUUCAAAAACUGGAAUCCAGUUUUUAAGUGGAAUGAAUUAGUUUGUAAGGAUUAUGUUAAUUUUAUUAACAGUUAAAUUUUAAGUU